ACAGCCCAGCAAGCAACAUGUUCAAGCAGCUGAUCGUCGUCCUGGCCGUGGUGGCUGCCUGCCUGGCCGCCCCCGGACCCAAGCCGGCCCCCGGCCUGCUGGCCAGCUACGUGGCCGGCGCCCCCGUCGCCUACACUGCCCACGCAGUCGCCGCCCCCGUCGCCUACACCGCUGCCGCCGCCCCUGUGGCGUACGCCGCUCCGUACUCGGCUGCCUACGUAGCCCCGUACCCAGCAGCCUACAGGGCAGCCAUCCUCGGAUGAACACCGCGUCUUGAAGGCUUCUGUCUUGAGAUGACGAUACGUGCUCCAAGAUCUACGAAUGUAUGCAGGCUGAAUGAAUAAAUUACUUGAAACAUA
Messenger RNA from Schistocerca nitens (vagrant locust), 359 nucleotides. RefSeq names its product cuticle protein 19.8-like. Lineage: Eukaryota; Metazoa; Arthropoda; Insecta; Orthoptera; Acrididae. The transcript has 2 exons. The coding region runs from base 18 to 263 and encodes 81 amino acids. The record is from RefSeq and is a predicted model, not a curated record.